ACAACAGGAGCCGCCCUGGAGGGAGGGGACAGCGGAGGCUGGGGGCGUGGCUAGCGGGCAGUGUCGCCGAGGUCCAGCUUGGCCAGUCUGGCCACCACAGCAGCUCCGGUCCCCACGGCAACCCUGUUCUGCCAUGCUGCUCCCAGCCAUCCCCCUCCUGGUGCUGGGGGCUCCCCUGGUGCUGGCUGGCACGGGCUGCCUGGGGCAUCUGGACGAGAAUGACGCCUGGCACCCGGGAUUCGGCUGCCAGCCCUUCACCUUCUGCUGUGGGACCUGUCACCGCCGGUUCUGCUGCAGGGACCCGAGCUUGGCCAUUUCAGAGUCUCGGCAGAAGCAGUGCCUGCGCUUCAGUCACAAGGUGGUAGCAGGCGUCGCCUCAGCCCUGGUCCUGUUUGUGGCCGUGGUGGCCACCGCCCUCUGCUGCUUCCUCUGCACCUGCCGCUACCUGUCCCGCCGCCGCCAGUGGCUGCAGAGCCCCCUUGCAGGCCAGGAGAUUCCACUGAGAGGCUACCUGCUGCAGCCUGUGUGCCUGCACCCCUCGGGCCCCCUGCCUGGCUCUGUGGGUCCUCCCGGGCACCCUCUCUACCCCGCAGCUCUUCCCUCUCAAGUGCCGCCUCAGUCCGCCUUCCCCGGAGCCUGAGGGGCCGGGCUCUGCUGUCCCUCCACAGAUGCCCCUCCUGUCUCUGCGUCUGGCCCUGUGGGGGGCAGGGGUCCUCCACUGGUCAGUCCCCGACCAAGCCACGCCCAGGGCCUGCAGAGGACAGAGCCCCAGGGAAGUGGGGGCUGGGCCUGGGCGCUGCACCGUGUUUACUGGGAGCCGGGGAAGGACGUGCCAGCGUGGCUCACGGCCCCUGGGUUCUUGCAGCCCCUCUGCCCACGGGCCCCUCUGUUUCCCCCUGU
This is a messenger RNA of Artibeus jamaicensis (Jamaican fruit-eating bat), 900 nucleotides long. RefSeq names its product shisa family member 4 (gene SHISA4). The transcript has 5 exons. The record is from RefSeq and is a predicted model, not a curated record. Bases 134 to 640 code for a protein of 168 amino acids. Lineage: Eukaryota; Metazoa; Chordata; Mammalia; Chiroptera; Phyllostomidae.